Molecule: messenger RNA, 2952 nt
Organism: Dracunculus medinensis (Guinea worm)
Lineage: Eukaryota; Metazoa; Nematoda; Chromadorea; Rhabditida; Dracunculidae
Source: the annotation of a GenBank genome assembly
AUGAGCACAUCGGAUGGCGGCGCAUCGAUCUCAGCGAAUUCCGAGCCAACGACUAACAAUAAUAAUAAUAAUAGCGGUUCGUUAGCUGUGAAUGGUUUGGAACAGAAGGAGAAGCAUAGCAUCGAUUGUAAUUUUCGUGUUCUUUCACAGAAAGUUCUCAUAAAAAACAUCGACUUUCGUAAUCAGUCUUUCGAUGUUUUCACCGAACUUUCAUUGGUUCCAAUGAAACGAUAUUUACGACAAAUUGUCGUCGAUAUUGGGACAGAUAUGGUCUUACCCAGCGAAUUGUCUUCGUGCCCAAUGUAUGUGGACAACAUAGAAAGGCGAAUAACUGUCGAUGGUGUAGAAAGUAAUUAUACUAGACGUGACAUUUUCAAGACUUUGCCUCAAGCUUAUGAAAGAGAAUCAUUCAAUGGUUUAAAUCUCAUUAGUGCAGUUCGUUGUAAUUUAAAACAAGAGUUGGUUAUUGAUGUUCCUGAAUCUUGUUUCCAAAGUUUAGAUGAAGCAAUGGUAAUUAAAGUUGGAAUAGCUGUGAAAGUGGUUAAAGCAAAAAAGGGUAUUCAGUUUAUCGGAUUUUUUAACAGUGAUGAAAUAUUAGAAAAGGGUGCUCAUUUAUACACUUAUCGGUCAGAUGUUUUGUCAAGCACUCAUGAGUGGCUGCCAUGUCUCGAUGCGCCGUUUCAGUUAUGUUUGUGGCGAAUCGAAAUAGUUGUUGAUAAUGUUUUUAUGGCAAUAGCAAGCGGAGAAUUAAUAGAUAAAGUUUAUACUCCGGAUAAGCUGCAGACAAUCUUUUGUCAUCAGCUUUUAAUUCCAACAUCAGCGAUGAAUAUUGGAUUUGCCGUUGGGCAUUUCACGCCAUACGUGCAACCUGAUCUAGCUGAAGUAGCAAGUUUUGCUUUGCCUUCUUUAUUGCCUCUUGUAAAACAUACUGUUGCGCCGGUGGAUCGGGCUUUCGAAUUUUUUGAGGAACUUUUAUCAUGCAGAUUUCCUUAUUCAUCUUAUAAACAGGUUUUUGUUGAUCAGGUGGCUGCUGAACAAAUAAUCUCAUAUACGAGUUUGACUAUUGCUUCAGUUAAUAUUUUGUAUCAUAAAAAAAUUCUUGACAUGGUUCAGGAAACUAGGAUAUUACUGGCAGGUGCCCUGGCGCAACAAUUUUUUGGAUGUUUUGUAACUGUUACAGACUGGCUUGAUCUUUGGAUUGUGAAGUCUCUUUCGAGGUUUAUCGCUGGGUUAUAUAUUGAAAGAUAUUUUGGGACAUGCGAAUAUUUAUAUUUAAUGCAAAAAAUUCUAAACAGUAUUUGUGAUUAUGAAAAUCAAUGGGGAAAAAUAUAUCUAAGGAAGAAGCAGCAGAAUGAUUCAAAAGCAUCAGCAGAAGCUGAGCCUAUCUAUGCUGAAAUUCUAUAUAAGAAAGGUCAUUUCGUUCUUCGUAUGUUAAACAAAAGGCUCGGGAAUGAACCGUUUUUUCAGGUCGUCCAUAAAAUACUUGGUGUUGCCAUACAAUUUAGUAAGCAACAACAAGAACCUCUGAAUUGGCACUGUAUGGCUAUAUCAACAGAAUCAUUCUUUCGCACUGUUUCCAAUGUCACAGGUUUUGAACUUCCCACAUUUUUGGAACAAUGGAUAUAUGGUGGUGGUCAUGCUAAUUUGAAUAUUCAAUAUGCAUUCAAUCGUAAACGUAAUAUGAUCGAAUUGGAAGUGGUUCAAGAUGCUGAGGCAAAAAUUGGUCGCCAGAGUUAUGUUGGACCUGUUACAUUGAUUGUGCAAGAGCUUGAUGGGUAUUUUACACAUACUCUACAAAUCGAUACCGAUCAUUCCAAACACGAUCUGCAGUGCCAUUCAAAGGGUCGAAGGCAAAAAAAGAAAAAAAUUCCGUUGUCUAACAAUGAAGAAUUGGAAAUUGAUUUGGUUAAUACUGAUCCAGAUUCUCCGGUACUGUGGAUAAGAGUUGAUCCUAAUUUGUUAUUAGUUAGAAGAGUAAAAAUUCGGCAACCAGUAUAUCAAUGGGAGUAUAUGCUCAAGUAUGAACGUGAUGUCUUGGCGCAAUUUCAAGCUCUAAAUGCUUUACGACGUUUUCCUAGCCCACAUGUGAGGACGAUAUUACUUGAAGCAAUUGAAUGUGAACUUUUCUACUAUAGAGUUCGAUGUCGAGCUGCAUUCUGCCUGUCCGAAGUUGUAAGUAAAUUACCUGAGACGUGGUUAGGAUCACCUGUUUUGCUAACAUUGCAUAAGAAGUUUUUUUGUUGCAAAUCAGCUCCGAAUAUUCCGAAGCCAAAUAAUUUUGUUGUAACAUCCUCUAAUCUUCAAUCUUAUUUUUUAAUGCAGGCGAUUCCACAGGCAUUGGCUCGAGUGCGAUCUGCUUCCAAUACUCCGAUCGCUGAAAUAUUGCAAUUCAUUCUUGGAUUAAUAAAAUACAAUGACAAUUCGAUAAAUAGAUAUUCUGAUGACUAUUAUCGUGCGUCGCUGAUCUGUGCACUUUCUGGAACAAUUAUUCAAAAUGACCGUUUGGAUGGAAAUCUUACACCUGAUUCUUUAUGUUCUGAGAUGAGAGAUGUUCUUUCAGAAUUCACCCAUGCUUUAAAUAUGGAUACUUUAAAACCAACUUUUGGUAGAAUUGUUGGCAUUAGUGCUUUGCAAGCAAUUUAUAAGAUGCAAAUCUUGUCACAAAUACCCUUGGAUCCACAAGUCUUUUGGCUCUUCGCACGGUUCGGAAUUUAUUCCCCGAUGCGUCGCGUUGCGCUAACGAUUUUGGUGGAUAUGGUGCAUCGAUCUAAGGCUACCUUUGUUUUCGAAAUGCUUGAUAAAUUGAUCGAUAUGAGUAUUAAUGAUCCGGAUCCAGCAGUUCGAUACCAUAUUGCUGCCCAGUUUUGUUGUCGACAUCCUUUAGUGGGUUUAUCCGGCAAUGAGACCAGUUAUCCUCUUAACGAAAGCGCGAAAAUACCAAAAGAGAAUUAA